Molecule: messenger RNA, 2784 nt
Organism: Felis catus (domestic cat)
Lineage: Eukaryota; Metazoa; Chordata; Mammalia; Carnivora; Felidae
Gene: GRK4
Product: G protein-coupled receptor kinase 4
Exons: 16
Coding region: 941-2737 (598 amino acids)
Biological process (GO): regulation of signal transduction; signal transduction; protein phosphorylation
Cellular component (GO): cytoplasm
Molecular function (GO): ATP binding; G protein-coupled receptor kinase activity
Source: RefSeq, a predicted model, not a curated record
CAGGGGCGCCCGACGCCCCGCAAACUCAGAUCCUCCGAGGAGCCCCGACCCUGACCGGGAACCCCGAUCCCCAAAAAGCCCCGAGCCACCGUCCGCUCGGUGUCACUAUUGGCACCGGCCAGACAGCGAGGGGUCAGCUUGGGUGACUUAGGCUGCUCUGCGCGCCGCCCUGCACCCCUCUCAGCACCUGUGGGCCCAAGUAACGGUAGCCUGCGCCCCACUCUUGUCGGUGUGAACCUGCUCCGUCCUGCCGCCUCCAGUGCGUCAGCACAGGCUAGCGGGGUCCUGUCCUGGGAGGAGGAAGCCAGACCACCGAGUGAAGCCGGCGAGAAACAGCCGUGCCUUUGCAGUCUUUAAAGGACAAAGAAGACAAUCCUGUUAACGACCCGAAGCGAGAACCUUCCAUUAGUCUUCUUGGACCGUUAUUUUACAUUUAUUUAUUUUUGAGAGACAGAGUGAGGCAAAGUGAGCGUGGGGGAGGGGCAGAGAGAGAGGGAGACACAGAAUCCGAAUCAGCCUCCAGGCUCUGAGCGGUCCGCGCGGAGCCCGACGCGGGGCUCGAACUCACGAACCGCAGGAUCGUGACCUGAGCCGAAGUCGGACGCUCAGCCGACUGAGCCAGCCAGGCGCCUCUGGACUGUUAUUUUAGCAUGGCUUUUUGGUUUUGGGGCUUCGUGGUGUGUGGAGUGGGUUUUACCAGGCAGGACGUGGUGGCGGAUUCAACAGUUUGGUACGAAUCCAGCCUCAUAUGCACGAAAAGGCACAGUUGACCCAGCCCUUUUGCUCAGAGAUGGCCCUGGCCCCGACCGUCCUUCUUGUGCCUCCCGGGAGAGUGGAGAGCUGGCGACACAGCUACCCACCUGCGGUUCUUCAGCCCCUUUGCUCCUACCGAGCGGGUGACUGAGCAGGUGACUGAGCAGGUGCUUGGUGUUUGUGCGCGAUGGCGGGAAAUGGCCGCCGGAGGGACCGCAUUGGCCACGACUCCGGAGUGAAGACGGCAGAAUAUGAAGUGGCUGAUGACGAAGACCGCAGAAGUUAUGGACUGUCCAUCUUAGACACGUUCUUCAGUGCUGCUGAGAGGGAAAGAUCUAAAAAGGUGGACAACACAAAAUCGGCAGCCCCUUUACCAGAAAUACCUUCACGUGUUUUGAAAGAAUGUAGGUUGAGACUGAAGGAGAACCCCUCCAAGGACGUCUUUGAGGAGUGCACCAGAUUUGUUCGUAACUAUUUAAGUGGAGAACCAUUUGAAGAAUAUCAAGAAAGUUCAUAUUUUUCUCGAUUUCUACAGUGGAAGUGGCUGGAAAGGCAACCAAUAACAAAGGACACAUUUAGACAUUACAGAGUUCUAGGAAAAGGCGGAUUUGGGGAGGUCUGUGCCUGUCAAGUGCGAGCUACAGGAAAAAUGUACGCCUGUAAGAAGCUAGCAAAGAAAAGAAUAAAGAGGAGGAAAGGUGAAGCAAUGGCUCUAAAUGAGAAGAGGAUGCUGGAAAAAGUGAAUAGCAGAUUUGUAGUUAGUUUGUCUUAUACUUACGAGACCAAAGACUCCUUGUACUUGGUGCUGACCAUUAUGAAUGGAGGGGACUUAAAGUAUCACAUUUACAACCUGGGCAGCCCUGGCUUUGAUGAGCAGAGAGCGAUCUUCUAUGCGGCCGAACUGUGCUGUGGCUUGGAGGACUUACAGAAAGAAAGAAUUGUGUACAGAGACUUAAAGCCUGAGAAUAUCCUCCUCGAUGACAUUGGGCACAUCCGGAUCUCAGACCUGGGUUUAGCCGUGGAGGUCCCGGAGGGCCGGACCGUCCGAGGAAGAGUGGGGACCGUCGGCUACAUGGCUCCUGAAGUUAUCAAUAAUGAAAACUAUACAUUCAGUCCUGAUUGGUGGGGACUUGGCUGCCUGAUAUAUGAAAUGAUUCAGGGACAUUCUCCAUUCAAAAAGUUCAAAGAGAAGGUCAAGCGACAGGAAGUCGAGCGCAGAGUGAAGAAGGACACAGAGGAGUACUCCAGGAAGUUUUCCGAGGACGCCAAGUCCGUCUGCAGGAUGUCUCCGUGCCAGGCUGGCGCCACACGUCCUGCCCUUGCCCGGGAAACGACGCGACUGGGCUUCAGCCAACGGGAGCAAAGCAAAGCAGAGCAGUCAUUGUUUGCUUUCUCCAAAGACGCACCUGACAGGGAAGGUGGGGCCAAGGUCAUCAUUUCCUGCAAAAGUAAAGACAAAGCAGCAUCUUCGUUACUCACCAAGAAUCCCAGACAACGGCUGGGCUUCAGCGGUGGAGCAGCGGAAGUGAAGGGACACCCCGUGUUCAAGGACAUUAACUUCAAGAAGCUGGAAGCAAAUAUGUUGGAUCCCCCUUUCUGUCCUGAUCCGAAGGCAGUGUAUUGUAAGGGUGUCGUGGAUAUCGACCAGUUCUCCACGGUGAGGGGAGUCUACCUGGACACCACAGAUGAGACUUUCUACAGCCAAUUUGCCACAGGCUCUGUCUCCAUCUCCUGGCAGAACGAGAUGAUCGAAUCGGGUUGUUUUAAGGACAUCAACGAAAGUGACACUGGAGAAUAUGUGGAUGUACAAGCGACACUGUGCCACCCAGUUCCCAAACCGAAGAGAGGCUUCUUCUAUAGACUCCUCAGAAGAGGGGGCUGCAUUAACGGUGUCCCCAGCGACAAGGAAGAGCUGCCCUCCGUGGUGCGACCACUCACUGCAGAGCCGGGCCCCAGCGCCCAGGAGCACGAGCGCGGUGUUUGACCCCAUCUGUGAACAGCAAUAAACACGUGACACCUCGUAAGAUGAGA